ACAUCUUUGAGCUUGGACAUAAAGAACCUGGCAGGUGCGAUGCGGAGCGGGGAAGAAGGGAGGGAGGCGACACUAAGCAGGCGGGUGGUGGGUGCUAUGUAUUCUAUGCGUCAUGAGGUGCAUGUUGGAGUCGGAACGGUAAGCAAGGAGGGCCCGGCAGGCGCGGGGCAUGAAUGCGGGUCGAGAAAACGCCUAAGAAUAUCAGAAAUCAAUCGUGGGAGAACGGGCGCUACUAUUCUACCGGCCGAGAGAAAGGCGCGGCGUGACCCAGCAUACCCGAGGUAGCAGGCGUUUUUACGUGGUUCAACGGGGAGGAAGGGGAGAAGCAUGCACACGUUGCUGGCGUUGUUGUGGCGAAAGCCUGUUCACAUGGUGCUGAAAUUACGUUUAUUACUAGUCGUUUGGCUUGUUGAGGGCGACGUGCAAAGGAAUAACGGAAGUAGUCUAGAGCACGGCAGGGGGGUUUUGGCCCACGAAAGGAGUGUUUCGUCCCCACUGCUGUUCGGAGGCUGUUGCUGUGCUAUUGGUAUG
Molecule: messenger RNA, 531 nt
Organism: Ectocarpus siliculosus
Lineage: Eukaryota; Phaeophyceae; Ectocarpales; Ectocarpaceae
Source: the annotation of a GenBank genome assembly